Grammomys surdaster is the source of this 840-nucleotide messenger RNA. Its product is annotated as taste receptor type 2 member 140-like. The record is from RefSeq and is a predicted model, not a curated record. Gene Ontology annotation, biological process: sensory perception of taste; detection of chemical stimulus involved in sensory perception of bitter taste; G protein-coupled receptor signaling pathway. Lineage: Eukaryota; Metazoa; Chordata; Mammalia; Rodentia; Muridae. Gene Ontology annotation, molecular function: bitter taste receptor activity; G protein-coupled receptor activity. Gene Ontology annotation, cellular component: membrane. The coding region runs from base 1 to 840 and encodes 279 amino acids. The transcript has a single exon.
AUGGACUGGGUAAAGAGGAGAAAGUUAUCUUUUAUAGAUCAGAUCUUCACUGCUCUGGCAAUUUUCAGAAUUGGUUUUCUCUGCUCAAUAAUUACAAGUAUAUUGUUAUAUGAAUCAUAUCCAGAUUUAAUAAUGCCUAAAAAACUGGUAAGAGAAAUUAAUAUUUCCUGGACAGUUACCAAUCAUUUCAGCAUCUGGCUUGCUACAAGUCUCAGCAUUUUUUAUUUUCUCAAAAUAGCCAUGUUUUCAAACUCUAUUUUUCACUUAAAAAGGAGAGUAAAACAAGUGGUAUUAGUGACAUUGCUGGCAUCUUUCCUCAUCUUCUUUUCAAAUAUUUUAAUCAUAAACAGAUGUACUGAUGGCUGGAUUGGUGUACAUGAAGCUAAUGUGUCCUACAGGAUUAUCUUAAGUACUGCUGCUCGAAUUUCUAGGCUUAUUCUACUCAUCAACACUAUUUUCACACUUAUACCAUUCACUGUAUCUCUGACAAUGUUUCUCCUUCUCAUUUUCUCUCUAUGGAGACAUCUGAAGAACAUGCAGGGCAAUGUCACAGGCUUCAGAGACAUCAGCACUUCUGCCCACAUAAAGGCCCUGAAAAUGGUGGUCACCUUCCUUUUAAUGUAUACAAUUUUUUUCCUGUCAAUUCUUUUGCAGUUUUGUAACCUUAAAUUUCAAAAGAAAAAUUUCUUUACUCUAUUUUUCUCUGUUACUGGAAUUGCCUUUCCUUCAGGCCACUCAUAUGUCCUGAUUCUGGGCAACACUAAGCUUAGACAGGCAUUUCUUUCUAUGGCAUGGUGGCUGAGGUGCAGGCUCAGGGAUGCAGAACCCUCAGAUUCCUAA